AUGGGCAACACAGAAGUAGCGGACAGGAUCGCAGAAGCUGACACGCCUGCCAAAGCCAAGCAGCUGGGUCGCGAGGUUCGGAACUUUCAACAGAAGAUAUGGGACGACAACUGCGACAGGGUUGUCGAAGAAGGUAAUUACGCCAAGUUCAAACGGAACGAAAAGCUGAAAGAGAUUCUGUUGGGCACUGAGCAAAGAGCCUUGGUUGAGACGAGCCCCAACGACAGGCUCUGGAACAUUGGCUCAACUCUAAUGAUGCUGAGGGCAAUGAAGACAGAAGUCUCCAUCCCUCAACCCGGUGAACAUGAGGUUCUCGUCAAGAACUCUUUCGUUGCUCAGAACCCCACAGAUGUCCAAUCACUCGACAACAAUGCCUUUGGAGACGGUACAGCCCUAGGCUGCGACUUCGUUGGCAAAGUCGAAGAAGUCGGCAAGAAAGUAUCUCGACACAAGAAGGGCGACACCAUCACAGCUCUGAUCUGGGGCGGUGAAGUCAAAGGUCACGGGGCUUACAACGAGUACACCAUCGCCAACGAGUUUAUCAGCUUCAAGGUGCCCAAUUCGACCUCUCUUGAAGCUGCUGCGACUGUACCGCUGGCAUGCUGUACGGGUUGGCUUGCUCUCUUCUCUAAGGACUGCCUGGCUAUCGACCGCAAGAGCGGAGAACAGACCUCCGUAUUGAUAUGGGGUGGAAGCUCAAGCGUGGGCCUCUACGCUACUCAAAUUGCGCGCCAGCACAACUUCAACGUUGUGACAGUUUGCACUUGA
This is a messenger RNA of Macroventuria anomochaeta, 768 nucleotides long. Its product is annotated as GroES-like protein. Lineage: Eukaryota; Fungi; Ascomycota; Dothideomycetes; Pleosporales; Didymellaceae. The transcript has 3 exons. Gene Ontology annotation, molecular function: oxidoreductase activity, acting on NAD(P)H. The record is from RefSeq and is a predicted model, not a curated record. The coding region runs from base 1 to 768 and encodes 255 amino acids.